AAUUUGUCAAUUGUCAAUGUCAGUUGCGACGGAGAGGUUUACGAUGAAUUUGAGUAACAUUUUCAUUAUUUUGGGAUAAUACAAUUAAUCUGGGGAACAAUUCAGUGAAUUAGUGUGAUAAAAAUUUAUACAUAUUGCUAAAAUGCCAUCAAAACAGAGAAAAAUUGCCAUGAUGGGUUAUAGAUCCGUAGGGAAAUCAUCUCUAAUCAUACAGUUCGUUGAAGGUCAAUUUGUGGAUUCUUACGACCCAACUAUAGAAAACACAUUUACAAAAUUCAUCCGGUUAAAUUCAACUGAAUAUGAGGUGAAGCUGGUGGACACUGCAGGCCAGGAUGAAUACAGCAUAUUUCCCCUACAGUACAGCAUGGACUUUCAUGGCUAUGUCCUUGUAUAUUCUAUCACUUCAAGCAAAAGUUUUCAAAUAGUACAAAUCAUUUAUGAUAAGCUUCUGGAUAUGGUUGGAAAAAUACAUGUACCCAUAGUUUUAGUUGGAAACAAAACAGAUCUUCAUCUAGAAAGGAAAAUCAGUACAGAAGAAGGGAAAAGACUGGCUGAAAAAUGGAAAGCUGCUUUUGUGGAAACCAGUGCAAAACGAAAUGAGUCAGUCACGGAUAUGUUUCACGCAAUAUUGUCAGAGAUAGAGAGAUCUGAUGGACAUAUACAAGCAAAAAACGGAUGUGUUAUUUCGUAAAAGAGCAUAGGUUAUGAACAAUGUGCUUUUUACUUAAGCAAAAGUGAAUUAGAUCUAAUGAUUGUGUGCAUAGCUAUGAUGAUAUCAUAAAUAAGUGCUUCUCCAUUGGCGAAUGUGAUUAAGAAUGUAAUGCAUUUUUUUCUAAUGAAAUGUGAUGUCAGGCACAAAAGCUACUGUCAUACCUUUACAUACAUUGUAAAAGUUGGAAUGGCAUAAUUCAAAUAUCAUUCAGUAGGUCACAUUUGCCAAUGUAUGUAUAGUCUGACCAAAAUCAUAAGGCCUGGGGAUUAAAGUCAAUAUCCAAUUAAAUCUCCAAAACUUUCUUCCCUUUUCUAUAGGAUGUUGAUUGUCAUUUACUACAAAAAUGUAAGACCUGUAAGACCUUGGUCAGGCUAUAAUGCAUCUUCUGAGAAGCAUUUUAUUUAAUAUAAACUGUCAAAUAUUUUUACUAUUGCUAAAUAAGCCACGGCCAGUUCCAACUAAAUUUAGAAAUAUACAACAUAAUUUCUAGCUUCAAAGUGAUUUCCACAAAACUAUUUACUAAGUCUGUGUUGUCAUAUUUAUAAUGUAAAAUGGUGCAAAUAAGAUAGUUGUAUGCUGAUUUGGGAGAUUUAUAUGAGACAUAGCAUCGCAAAGGUGGGGUAUAAAAUUUACUGAUCCAUACCUAUAUUAUGUGGCCUAAAGAGAUUUUUCAUGUGUGUGAUUGGUCUAAUCCAAAAGUAUAAGAAAUAAUAGACAAUCCUAAACAAGAAGAAGGGUAAGGGACGUUUUUUGACAAAAACUAAAAUUGCAUUAUUAGAACUUGAAAAAUAAUAAUCCUAACCAGUAAUUGAAUCCUUAGAAUUGGAUUCUUAUAUCUAAUGAGUAAUGAUUAAUGUAAUUACGCAGGUUGUUGUAUUAUCUUUUUACAUAAUCAAGGAGCUCAAGUCAGGUAGGGUCAUUUAUUUUUCAAAAUAUAAUGAUGCAUAUUUCUUUUUUAAAUUCGCAGAAUCGCCCAGUUAUUUAACUGUUCGCUGUCUUUUCGGAUUUGGCCAACACUCACACUUAAAAAAUACUUUGAUGAUUUAAUUUCACACAAAGCAUUUCAAAUAUUUAUGUAAUAAUAGCUAAUCGUACUUUCUUAUAUGCCACUGGACCACUUGCUUUGUUGUCUUGCAUUGGAGAAAUCAUUACAUACAUACAGUACAACAAGUUGCAAUAACUUUCAGUUGGAAUUAUUUUUGUACAUCUACCGAUUAAUUACAUGAUGUAAAUGUAUAUUUUUAUAACAAGUCCAAUUCGUUUGUAAUAAUGUAUAUUUAUUAGCUUUUAGUAAUCAAUAAUAACGUAGCCAUUAUAUUUUUAGUUUUGGAAAUUACAUAACCAAGAUCAUUAAUUUAUAGGUUGGGGAAAAUAUUUCUAAGCUACACAGUAGGAUUCUCAGGCAAGAAAAGAACUUGGGUUUAUUUGUAAAAUGUGUAAAUAGUAUAUUUUAUGUGUGUACAUAUUUAAAAACAGGAUAUGUAGGUGUAAUUCUUAGAUUUUGCAUUUAGUGUUGGUUAUGUAAUAGUUUUUUUUUACGAUAGUGUUCAAGGGAAUUUCAAUUCUGUUUGGAUAUCUAAACUCGGCUGCACGUAAGCUGCGAUGCAGAAUAUAGACAACAUUGAAGAGCAGAUAAUCCUAGUUAUGUUCAAGAAAAUGUACCUACUCCUGAAUGCCUAAGACGUAAGGUGCAUAGUACAUCGACUCGAGGUGUAAUAUGAAUUACUGCGCGCAGUUUGUCGACUUGACUUGAAACAUGCACUGUAUGCAUUCGGACCAUAUUUGCUGGAUUACCUAUCUGCUCUUCACUGAACGUCCACCUGCUUCUCUUCUUACGCUCAACCUUAUUGUUGUAUUCAAAGAUAAAAUGUUAAGCUAUAUGCCAAAUAAGCUAUUUUACCUAUAAUAUCACUGAAACAU
Ostrinia furnacalis (Asian corn borer) is the source of this 2632-nucleotide messenger RNA. RefSeq names its product Ras homolog enriched in brain (gene Rheb). Gene Ontology annotation, biological process: signal transduction. The transcript has 5 exons. The record is from RefSeq and is a predicted model, not a curated record. Gene Ontology annotation, molecular function: GTP binding; GTPase activity. Lineage: Eukaryota; Metazoa; Arthropoda; Insecta; Lepidoptera; Crambidae. Bases 143 to 691 code for a protein of 182 amino acids. Gene Ontology annotation, cellular component: membrane.